Molecule: messenger RNA, 750 nt
Organism: Bipolaris sorokiniana ND90Pr
Lineage: Eukaryota; Fungi; Ascomycota; Dothideomycetes; Pleosporales; Pleosporaceae
Exons: 3
Coding region: 1-750 (249 amino acids)
Biological process (GO): DNA-templated transcription initiation
Molecular function (GO): DNA binding; RNA polymerase II general transcription initiation factor activity
Source: RefSeq, a predicted model, not a curated record
AUGGAUCCAAACUCUCUCACCUCUCAUCCGUCCACCGCCGCACAGGCUCAGACGUUCGUCGCCCCUGGCUCUCUCUCCUACCCUCAAGGCGCGAACUUGGACAUGACUGCACCCUCCACUGAGCACAACACUCAACAGGUCGCUGAAAACGCGAACGGUGUUGCUACUCCCGCGGCUACACCCGAUACCCAGAAUGGUCAAGUGCCCUCUGGUAUCGUGCCUACUCUUCAGAAUAUUGUCGCUACCGUCAACCUCUCCGCUCGCCUUGACCUCAAGACCAUUGCUCUUCACGCCCGCAACGCCGAGUACAAUCCCAAGCGUUUUGCUGCCGUCAUCAUGCGUAUUCGUGAGCCAAAGACAACGGCUCUGGUCUUUGCGAGUGGAAAGAUGGUCGUCACUGGUGCCAAGUCUGAAGAUGAUAGCCGUCUUGCUUCCCGCAAAUAUGCGCGGAUCAUCCAGAAGCUGGGGUUCAGUGCCAAGUUCACCGACUUUAAGAUCCAGAACAUUGUCGGCUCUUGCGAUAUCCGCUUCCCCAUCCGUCUCGAGGGUCUUGCCUCGCGCCAUCACACUUUCUCGUCCUACGAGCCUGAACUGUUCCCUGGUCUCAUCUACCGUAUGAUGAAGCCUAGGAUUGUUCUUCUCAUCUUCGUCUCUGGCAAGAUCGUCCUCACCGGAGCAAAGGUCCGUGAGGAGAUCUACCAGGCGUUUGAGCUCAUCUACCCAGUCUUGUCGGACUUCCGCAAGUCUUGA